UUAAUUUCAUACAAAUUGAAGCUUUUGAUUGGAUUAGCCAGUCACAUGACAGUGUUUUAUAUUGUAUAAAGAAUGUUGCCUAUGGGGCCACGCCCCCUUGACAACAAUGAGCCGGAACUACUUUUAUCAUUACUUCCUGUUUACAUUAGAGAUCAUAUAAUACACAUUAUAUACAAUCUUAAACCUUGAAAAAUAAAUAUCAUUAAAAAAAAUUGUUUGUAUUGUUCAUUUAAACAAUUAAGACAAGGUUUAUACCAAAUAUAUUAUUGAGACAAAAUUCAGAUGGAACUAUAGUUGUUUGGUUUGUUGUCGUCUGCUUAUAAACAACAUGGCAGAUUUUGAGAUGCUGGGUGUAGGGGAGACUAUAGAGAUUAUAGAUAUUGAUUGGGACACACUGCACCAAUUACUGGAUGGUGAAUUUGAUGUCUCAACAUCAACAAAUGAAGCAGAGGAGGAGCUUGAGAGGGUUUUAAGCCCUAUAAAAACAGAAGAAACAAUGUUGCAAGAGCCAUCCUAUAGCAAGAGAUUUAAAUCUGUCAGUGAUGCAGAAAUUCAGGAUCUUAAAGAAAGAAGACAGUCAAAAGCCACAAAAUCUAACACUAAGUGGGGAUUAAAUUUGUUUCAAGAAUGGAGUGUUGAGGCUCUUGGGCAGCCAACCAACUUUCAUUCAGUUUCUGCACCUGAGCUCAAUAGCCAUCUUGAAAAGUUCUAUGCAGAGGCUGCACCAAGGCCAAAUGAAAAAAGAUCUCAAUCUAUGACCAAACAACCAGCGUCCGAAUAUCAUAACAAUACAUUCAAAAGCAUAAGAUCAGCAUUAAACCGUCACAUUCAUGAUAUUGGACGACAAUUUGAUAUCGUACGUGACCGAGAAUUUAGAGAAAGUAACAAUGUUUUAGAUGGAAAACUAAAGAAAAACCUACAAGAUGGCCUCUCACGACCAAUCAAACACAAAGAAAUCAUUCCUAAACAGGACCUAGACAAAAUUUCUGCCUAUGUUUUCGGGGAACCAACACCAAUCUCUUUAAGAUUCCGAAUCUGGUUACUUAUUGCAAUUCAAUUUAUUAGCAGGGGGUUAGAAUUUCAUGAACAACUAAAAACUGAUUCAUUUGAAUUUCAUGUUGAUGAAAAUAAACAGGAAUAUGUUGCUUUGACACAUGAAACGAAACAGAAAAAUUGGCAAGGAGGAAUUGAUGCAAAUGAAAACCCAAAAGAGAAAAGAAUGUAUGAGGUACCUUCUGCUGGGGCAAAAUGUCCAGUCGCCUCUUUGAAACUCUACCUCUCGAAGUUGGACCCUAAGGCAACAUUUUUAUUUAACAGAUGUUCAAAGGAAGCGCUUAAAUCUCCAACAACUGAGGAAAUUUGGUACACAGAUGUUCCGAUAAAAAAAUACCAAUUCACUCGGUUCAUGGCCGACAUUUGUAAAAAUGCAAAAUGCAGUAAAACUUACACUGCACAUAGCCUACGUGCAACCUCAAUCCAAGGAAUGAACGACGCAGGUUUUGAGGUUCGACACAUUAUGCAUAUGAGUGGCCAUAAAAAUGAAUCUUCUGUGAGAAGCUAUAGUAGAGAUUGUUCUACUUACCAAAAGGCUUCCAUGAGUAAAGCUUUAUCAAAUUUGGUAGUUCCUCAAAACGAAACAAGCGACCCAAUUUCAGCCAUCCACGCCGUUAGUAAACCUCCCAAUGGCAAUGAAUGUGAAUUCUCAGUUACAGCUCCAACGACAUCUGCAGAGAUCCCAAUUGCUUUUCAAUCAUAUACCUUCUCCUCGGGGUUUAUAGCGAAUUCUGCCUUUCACCAGUGUGUGUUUAAUUUCACUUCUAAGUAGAUUAAUCCAACACAUCUCGUUCUGUGAUCGUUUACAUUCCAAACAAACAUGGCCGUCUUUCUCCGCUUCGAAAUUUAGGUCAAUCCGUUACUAUAGAAUGACGUAUUCUUGCGCGGUUAAUUUUAAAUUUAAUGUUGUAACAUACGAAAUAAACAUAAAACUUUGAA
This is a messenger RNA of Magallana angulata, 1992 nucleotides long. RefSeq lists its product as uncharacterized. Gene Ontology annotation, biological process: DNA integration; DNA recombination. NCBI's taxonomy places the organism in Eukaryota, Metazoa, Mollusca, Bivalvia, Ostreida, Ostreidae. The record is from RefSeq and is a predicted model, not a curated record. The coding region runs from base 329 to 1825 and encodes 498 amino acids. Gene Ontology annotation, molecular function: DNA binding. The transcript has 2 exons.